ACUCAACGGUUCUCGGUGGACGUGUCGGACGCGAGCGCGGUAUAGAAGGCAGCUUUGCGGAUCGUUUGGCGGUUGCAAGAUCUGGACAGCGAUGCGGUGACUUGACUGACUUUGAUAAAUUAAUUCUUUGGCGUUCUGGGCGCGUGUGAGGUUGCGGAGCUCGUCAUCCUGUGUGUAUCGGUGUGUAGACUCGCCACAGGGAUCGCUGCGCGAACGUACGCGAAAGCGGACGGACUACACAGGAAGAAAAAAAGUCAGCCGUCGGAAUCCGUCCUGUGUAUUGUUGUAAAUAUGGCGGAUGGUGGAGCUGCAGUUGGAGUCGCAGCGACGACGACGACGGUGUAGAAUUCCAGGAUAAUCGAUAUCCGCUGCGCGAUCGAAUGAUGGAUCGAGGCGGAGAACACAUGUAGUGCAGAUAGUGUCGUGGUGUCUGUGUGAGGUUAAUUACCUGAGACGCUGCUGGAAACGGUGCGAAAUCGCGUCCGGAUGCUUGGGAAGCCGACGGAAAAGAAGUCAUUAAAUGCCACCGCUGGAACAGCUGCGAUCAACACCCCGUUGGACGCUAGACAACUUCCCUAGCCGCUAGGCGGUGGUGUCAACGGUUCGCGGUUAGGCGAAGCCAAGUCCCAGUACAUCACACGCAUCGGUGACCACCGCGCAAAAGCCCCUCAGGGAAGAGAAAAUUAAAAAUUCCGCUCGCUGGCUUAAUUUUGCAUGCAGAAUUUGUGUUCUCCUCCGCGUACUGCAGUCCGGAGUUCUCCAAACCCCUUGCCGUACAGCUUAGUGUGUGCUCUGAAGACGAAGAGGUGCGCGAUCAGUGAUCUUCUACGCGCGCGCACCGUCGGUGUAUUGGUGGGUUUAAGCCAAACAAAGCGUUGUGUGAGUGGCUCAAGUUCUUUUAAAUUUGUGUUGGUGUAUCAAUAAAGAAUUACUCCAGAAGAAUACCGAUUGCGCAAAACAUCAGGCUGCUGGCGCAGCGCGAAGAAAGGUAGAAAACCGUCGUCGUGAAGUAGGAAGAAUACAACCGUCCACCAAAAAGGAAAAGAAAACAACAACAGAGGAAAUAAUUCAGCCCUGCUGCAGUUGCUGCACUGUUUAAAGAGAAGAAAGGAAGAAGGAUUAGGACUGUGGUGCGCGCGGGUCAGCGUAAAUAAAUUCAAGUGAGCUCGACGACGGCACUAGCGGCGAACAAGCGUCGUCGACAAAGUCGGUCGUGUGGUGAAGAAAAGAAGAAACGACACGGGAACGGAUAUCUGAAGGAGGAGAAGUGAGCCUGCAAGGAAUACCGCUGGAGAAAGAGGGCACAUAUUCAGCUGCGGUGGGAGUGCCAGACUUCAAAAAGAUCGAAACCAAUAGACCAUGUGAAACAGGACAAAUACCCCCAGACAUGCAUAAUGAGUCUACAGUACAAGCAACGAGGGAGAAACCGCUCCCCAACAGUGUACCGGAAAACACCAAUCGUUCACCCCUGCACGACGCGGCGUCGAAUGGCGAUGAGACGGCGGUGGAAGCGCUGCUGGCCGCCGGAGCCGACCGGAACGCGAGGGAGUCGAUGCACGGCAACACGCCACUUCACGAGGCCGCCUGGAAGGGUUACAGCCGGUGCGUGAAGGUUCUAUGUUCCUUGCCAAAGGUGGCCGCCCCCAUCGGUUGCGGCGGAAAGGCCGAAUCCGCCAAGAUCAAGUCGGUGCUGCAGGAAACGAAGGGGGCGCUGCACAGUGCCCUGCUCGGGACGCGCAACUACGGUGGCUUUUCGGCGCUACAUCUGGCCGCCCAGAACGGGCACAACCAAAGCUGCCGCGAGAUCCUGCUGGCCGGGGCCGACCCGGAUGUACAAAAUAAUUACGGCGACACGCCGCUCCACACGGCCUGCCGCUACGGCCACGCCGGUGCCAUCCGCAUCCUGCUCUCGGCCAAGUGCGACUUCGAGCGGAUCAACCUGAACGGCGAUACGCCGCUGCACAUCGCCUGUGCCAUGGGCCGGCGGAAGCUGACCCGGAUUCUGCUCGAGGCCGGCUGCAAGCAAGACACGAAGAAUGCUCAGGGCGAAACACCACGCGACAUCGCGAUCCGCAAGAACCUGGUCGAGAUCAUCAACAUCCUCAACACACCGGUGGAGAUCUCCGGGCGGCACGCCCGCGAACGCAGCUCCAGCAGUUCCCACCACAACCGGAAAAGCCGCGACCCCAAAACCGCGGACGGUCGAGAUCGUUCGCGCAGCAAAGACGAAAGUCGCAAGUCUCGCGACAAGAGCCGCGGCCGGAGUGGCGGUCCGGACCCGCGGUACGACGUCGAUCCGCAGCACUGGUCCCCGUACGGGUGUCAUUAUUUUCCCGAUCCGCGGCAGUUUCCGUCGCCGAAGCUGGAGACUCUGCCGAAGGAACCGCUUGCGACGGGGGAGCAGUACUUUCUGGAUCUGGCGGGGAACAUCCGGAAGGGACCGGUGGGCGUGGGGAACACGUGCUACUGUGCGCCGUUCUUCAAGCAUCUGGAGCAGAGGAUGAACCAGAAUAGGAAGAGUAUACGGAAGUACGUGCACCGGGCGACGGAGAAGUUGGAUAGUCGGAUGACGGCGUUGGCGCUGAAGACCGACGACCAGAUUGAGGAGUUGACGAAAACAAUGAUCGCCAACCGGGUUCAGUGCGAGAACAAGCGGUUACAUCUGGAACAGUGGCUGAAACGUGGCAUCGUGGAACGAUCAACCGGUCCCCACAACUCAAAAACGAAGAAGGACGAAGCCAACACCAACACCUUAACGCGCUGUCGAAGUCUGGAGCUCCUGGACGGUGCCGAUGACAUUCUGUCCGACCGGAUAAAGUCCUCCACUCCGCAGUUUUCGCGCAGCAUAGACUUCCUGGACUCGCAAGAUCACCUCCCCGAGCGCCACAACCGGAACCCGGACUACUCCGACCACUUUGAGAGUUCCAACAACUCCAACAUCAAGAACCACUCGGAGAUAGACGAGCCAAACCGACGGACGCCUCUCCGCAAGUUCGACGCAGAACACCUCAACGGUAGCAAGCGAUCCUCGUCGAUCAGUCACUCCGGCCGGGACAGCUACUGCUACUCGGACAAGGACAACGAUCGGGAGAAGCAACCGCAGCAGCAUGUGAUAUACCAGGACAGGGUGCCGAGUUCGGCGUACGGUGGGAAUUCUUCCAAGGAAGAUCGCAAGGUGUCGUCGUCGGCCGGGUCUUCGAGCUACGAUCAUCGGAACGAGAAGAUUAAGGUGACGGAGCGGUUGGAGGAGUUGCUCAGUAAAACGAAGAAGAUACUGGAACUGGAGAAGAUCACCAAGAAGAAGCAUACGGAUAACAGGUACAUCCUCGCCCUGGACCGCCUCAAGGACAUCCACCACUACGAGAGCAAUCCGCAGCAGGUCUACCAUGCCCAAACCGCCUCCUCAAAGCGCGGCGAUCCUUCCACGAAUCACCUGAACGGCACCGCCUACGACAUCGCCCAGGAAAUGGAAAAGAUAACCCAAUCCCUGCUGCCGGCGGUGCCCGUCUCGCCGGAAAUCUCCAAAGACAUCACCACGCGCAAGGAGCGAUCGCUAAGCUCGCAAAACUCCUCCCACCGGAAUGCGUCCGGGUUGAUGCUCGGAAUCAACGGCGGGGGUGGUAGUUCGACGCCGCAUUCGACCAUGUCUCCGAGCUCGUCGCUGCUGGGCGGUCGCGUUCAGAAGGUGAUUGGGAGCUUGGACGACGGUCAUGAUCAUCAUAUGGCGUCGACGAACUUCAUGGAGAUGGUUAGCGUGAGGGGAGAGGAAGAGGACUCGGAGCUGGAGAUGCACGUGCACGAUAGUGUGAACGUGCCGAUGGUGAAUGGAUUUUACGCGAACAACUGCUUCGAGGACUUGCCGAGUUCGUCGAAUACGACGAUCAAGUCGGCGCCGAACCAUAGCCGGAAGAAGGCGGUGAAGGAGGAAGAGAGUGAGGAGGAGGGUGAAGAGGUAGAUGAAGAUGAGGAGGAGGAAGAGGAGGACGAUGAUGAACAGGACAAAGACUGGGAGUCGGACGAUCAGUGCGAUUUGUCGGACAUGGCCAAUUUGACGCAGCUGAAGGAGCUGAAGAGUAGGAUAUUGAACGGGACGAAUUGGCGAAGUCAGGUGCUGCAGAAGAGUGUUCACGACCUGUUCCAGAAGGCUAACGAGAAUGGCGAUCCUGUUGAGGGUGGAACUCAGGAAGAUCCCGCUACAGCGGAAGAUUCGGAUCAAAAUCGAGUCAGGUACAUCAUCUCGAAGCUGCAGAACACCACGAUUCAACAGGUUGAACCACCACAAGUUCACUCGGAACUGGAUCAGGGUGACAACUACUCAGACUCCAGUGAAGAAGAGGACGACCUGGACUGCGUGGACGGACCCCCUCCUCAGGAUGAUCGCCCCGUGACGGCCAAGAGUCUAAUCGAGAUGUACGAGAAAGCACUGCCAAAGGUCGAGAACCAACCGCCGGUCGCUGCCAUCCGGCAGCAGCUGUUCAUACCAAAAGAUGCCUACUUCCACGAGCUGCCAAACAAGCCAAAACCGCCCCUCAAACCUCCAGAUCUAACCUCACACCUGUCCCAGCCGGUCCUCCCGGAACCCAUGCCUCUCACCGCCCACGCCCGAAGUCGUAACCCCCUCCCGUCAUACCUUAACGACAACGAGAUCUUCACCCAAUCCCCUUACCCUUCCACCCACUUCGACAGCCGCGUCAACCCGAACCACCAAUCGACCCCCGCCCUCUACUACCCCUCCCACUCGCCCCAGUUCCUCAACGGCAACGACCCCUACCUGAUCCCGCCCUCCUCCUACCACCACCACUCCCACUACGUCCCCCCGCAACCCCCGCUCCAGGAGAAGCUCCUCUCCAGCCGGAAGUACAUCAACCCGUCGUCCUACGCCAUCUCCGGCGGCAGCACCGGCACCCCGUCCCCCGAAUUCCCCUACCAACUGACCCCCAACAGCCAACCCGUGCACCACCACCACUUGCAAGCCCCGCCCUUCCACCAGCAGUUCCGCAAGUCGCAGGACAACCUGUCCAACGACGAUUCCGGCUACAUCAGUGCCAAAGUUAGUGAAAUUGCCGCAGCCUCCAACUCCGGUGGAGUCGUGCCCGUUGCCGGGGGCAGUCCACAUCCGCAGGUGGAUGUGGUCGUGCCGAUGCCGCGGCAGUUUAUACCGUACCACUUGAGCAAUGGAGGGGCACCGUCAGCGAAUGGGAUGCAGCAUGGAGCUUCGACGGCGGGGAUUUACGGGGGUAACGAUGAUCAGGUGUACAAUUUGGGGGCGUCGAGUUUGGUGUGAAUUGUGAACAAAUGUGUAGAUAUACGAGAGUAUUUUAAUUGUGAAUUUUAAAGUGUUCCCUUUUUAAAUUAUUUUACUCCUUAAAUCCUCAGUAUUUUAAUCGAGAAACGGUUUUUAAACUAGACUAUACUUUGUUUUAUAUUGUUUUAACUUGAUAGUACCAACCGUCGUGCAUUUAUGGUACUGGAAUGCGUAUUGUGUGUACAUAAAUAUGUUGAAAAUAAAA
Culex quinquefasciatus (southern house mosquito) is the source of this 5510-nucleotide messenger RNA. RefSeq names its product ankycorbin (gene dgo). The transcript is spliced from 8 exons. Gene Ontology annotation, molecular function: protein binding. The record is from RefSeq and is a predicted model, not a curated record. Lineage: Eukaryota; Metazoa; Arthropoda; Insecta; Diptera; Culicidae. The coding region runs from base 1388 to 5284 and encodes 1298 amino acids.